Messenger RNA from Coturnix japonica (Japanese quail), 1488 nucleotides. The record is from RefSeq and is a predicted model, not a curated record. NCBI's taxonomy places the organism in Eukaryota, Metazoa, Chordata, Aves, Galliformes, Phasianidae.
AAUAUUAACAUCCCCAUGGGAGCAUUUAGACCUGGUGCAGGACAUCCUCAUAAAAGAAAAGAAGUAACACCUGAAGAAGCGGAGGAGAGUGUUCCUGCUACAGAAGAGGAGAAAGACAAGAAGCAUCUCCCCGGAGCUAGGAAACUUCCAGGUCCUGCUGUCAACUUAUCAGAGAUUCAGAACAUAAAGAGUGAGCUGAAAUUUGUCCCAAAAGCUGAGCAAUAGUUGGAAAAAGGAGGUCUGACAAGAAAUCAGACGGAUUCCAUGAAUGGAUAUCAACUGAAGUAUUUUAUAUAUUUGUAUGAAGACUGAACUUCCAAAUUUGGCAACACCUCAUGGGAAGCAACUUCUUUGUACAUUUAUAUCAACACCUUCUUCUUGUCCAUUUUGCUUAACACAGAGAAGUACUGAUGAAAUAAAAGAGAGCACAGAAACUAAUGAGAAAUAUGUAUAUAUUCAAGAAUGAUUUAAUCUGAGAUCAGAGAAUAGUGUAUUUAGAAGUUUGAGGAAGAGUGAAAUAAAUGCUUCAUUAAAGAAAAAGUGAUCAUUUACAAUUAAUUUGGUUUAUUCUUUUAAAAAUAAUGAAUACAGACAAAAAUGUAAAGAAGACUUCACCAAAUUCAGAAUGAAUGAGGAAUGUAAUAUCUAAUUUCCUGUUAUGUAUUCCUGGUUAUGGAACAGAAAUGGUGGAUUAUGUGUAAUAAAGAAAGAGUCAAUAUUAAAAGGGGUGAUCUUUAUGGCGAGUUUAGGUAAAUUAUCUUGCUGCAGAGCCAAAGUAUUUCUUUUUCUUGGGAAUCUAAGCAUAGACCAGUGCUCUGCUGUUUAUGUUUUACCCUAACCUUGUCAGGGUGUGAGUUGACUGACAGAAAUCCUGCAAUCUUUAUACAUAAGUUGUUCUGAAAGUAAUACCACCUAUUUAUUUCCAUGAAAACUACAAUAGAUACAAAGAGCACAAUAACACUAUCUGAUAGAACAAAUUCUUAGCUACAAAACACUACUUUUUAACAGACUCACCACUACUAGCUAUGCAUUUUCAUCAGUGAUGAACAAGAGCCUACAUGCAGUGCUUGUAAAAAUCUGCACCAGCAGAGGUGACAUUCAUCACUGCUGAACGGCACCACCCACUGCCUCACUGUGCUCACAUCCACUGGUUGGUCUCCAGAAACAUUCAGCAAGCACUGAUGAAUGUCAGUGGGUGCCAUUUUUUUUCCUCAUGGAGGAAUUCAAUGACAUACCUUUGCUUCAUCUGUACUUCCAUAUCAGACUGUCCCUCUGCUGCCUUCUGUCACAUGGAAAAAACAUGUAAUAGGAUACUGAGGUGAAGGUUCAACCUCUCCUGUCACACCACCACCGUCAGCCUCUGUCAUUGUGAACCAACAUAAUAAAAUAGGAGGCAUUACUUUCAGAGCAUCCCUCUUACAAAUAAACAGGUCAAUCAGCCUUGUAGGAACAUGCUCCCGAAAUGCAGGUUGAAGGAUCACUGUCUUC